UGAACUUUAUUUUCAUGUAACUGCCUGGGGUGGUGCAUUUUUGUUAACCCGUCUACAGUUUUCUUUAAGAUAUUGUCGGUGUCAGAAAUUCUCGAUAUCUCCAACUCGACAAGUCAGAGGCGGACGUGAACGUUUUUUUUCCCCACUCGGCUGUUCGUAAUUACAUUUUAAACGAUAUCACAUGAACGCAGCCUAGAAACUACUUCCGUCUGGUUGAGCUUUGUUGUUGGCAUGGCGGCGGUUCAAACUGUUGUCAAGCUUGGGCUAAAAUUUAAAAUGUUAGCCAUUUGCUAUAUUUUAAAUAACAUGCAGUUAGCGAAGUCGUGCGCGUAGCUAAUUUAUAAUCCCUAUACAAACGGAUAAAAAUAGUUAUAAGAGAAGUCGAAAUGGUGGAAUGGAUGAUUUUGGGAUUAACUUGACGUUGGCAAACCUCAAUUCAAAAGCAUAGUUUGCUCGCUAAUGCUAACUCUCUUUGGCAUUACAUAUGUUGUUUUGUUUGACAGAACUUGGUGAUUGUUUUUACCGUAAUUACUGCACAGUUCACGCAGAAUGGUCCCACGAUUUCCGUAGGUCAGGAAAGUCAAGGGAGAGACUGGGUUGUUUUAGGUUCAACCCGAAACCGCGGCGAUUUAACCACUGGGAUGUCGCAAACCAAGCUAUUGUUCAAUGAAGCCAUCCCUGCAAGCGCCAGCAACCGUGCCACUCGUGUACGUCUGCCAGCACCCAUUGUGAUCGAGAAGCUGCUGCCACUGUCAGAGGAGCAUGAGAAUGUGGACAGCACUAGGAGCUCCAUCAGUUUCACCGCGCUGUCUGAGGACAGGCUGCAGGCUGCUGUUAAGCUGGCCAAGCGAGAUCUGAGACGAAGGCGCCUUGAGUCAUUGAUAAAAUCCCCAGCCAAACCGUCUCAAGAGACCUCCCUCCUUGAAACAAGUGAUGCAGAGCUGCUUCAGGAGCUCGCAGCCACUCCAAAUAAGACAAAGUUAAAGGCCUCCAGUCCGAAAGAGAAUACGGCCCAUCCUGGAGCAAAACAAACAUCCCAGAAGCGUCACAUUUCUCCAAAGCCACGGGGUGGCCAGUCACCUCCAACCAGAGACCCUGGCCCAAGGCAGCUGGGAGGAGGCAAACAGGCUCCUUUAAGCCAGGAAAUCCACAAGCUACAAAAUGAGCUAGAAGUGUAUAUUCAGAAAGUAGAAGAGCUAGCCUACAGAGGGGAAAAAAAGGAGCAGCCACUGGAGCCCGAAGAGCAAAACAAGUUGGAGAUACGCAGAAAGAAGCAGGCAGCCCGAUCAGCACGCAGCAUCUAUGUUCUCCAGCAACAGGUAAAAGAGGUACAGGAAGAUAUAGAGAAACUACGAAGCCAGAAAAUGUGGGACACCAAAAAGUCCACUGCAGUAAACAGGCUUGCAGCUGCCCACCGUGGGGCACUCAGGGCCUUACAGGUUGUCAUCCACCAGCUUUCAGAUCGAUCUCAUAGCAAGGUACCUCCUCAUUACAAAGAGCUGGGCCAGCUGAUUCGCCAGCUCUCUUUGUGUUCAGCUAAGGUCGAAGUGGGCCAGGGUUCAGCUGUGCCUGAGACAGCCCUCGACAUCCUGCAGAAACUAGAGACUUUGGAUUCUGCCCUCAGUAAACAAGAGGCACUCGAAAAAAUACAUGCCCAAACAUGCCCUCCACACAGGACGUCUCCCCAUCACAACGUGUCACCUACCAGUGUGCUCAAGGGUCCCGACACCUCAACUGUUCGAGGACCUCGCAAACCUGCAAAUCCCAGAAGAGGUGUCCGUGCCGGUAGGAGAAUGGCCCCACAGAAACCCAGAACCGCUUCUCACCAGCCCAUGAACAGAAGAGAGGUGUUGAGGGCCGGCCUCGAGAGCCUCGCCCAGCAGAGGGAGCUGCAGGGACGACCUCAGACAAACACCAGCUGGAGAAAAGGACUACACUCUGAGAGGAGGAAGGCUGACAUUAUAUUGAAGCGUAAUCAGAUGCGAGAUGCAGGCUUCCAGCAGCCUACAGUCUCCUCUCGGCUCAGAGAGAACGAGCUCCCUCAAAAAGAGCACUCUGUGCCCUGGAUACCUACAUCGCCUCACUCUCCUCCUCCACAGCGCAGGUCCCCUCAAAGGGGGAGACCAGAGCCUCGAUGUCUCUUCUCUCCAGUGAAGCCCUCACCGAGCCCUCCAAAGCAGGAGGUGGCUGGUGGUUUUGGAGCAGAGCCUGUCCUGAGCUCUGAAAAGAAGAAACAAGCUCAGAAUGAAGCACUAAGGAAAGCCUGGUUGGAUAAGAUGACGAUGCAGAGGUUGAGGGAGCUCAACCGGCUGAGUAAAGAAGAGGCUGAACGCAUUCAGAGAUUAAGGUCUGAAGUGGUUUCGCCAACUCAGUGGGCAGAGAGAGCUGAGCAGAAGGCCAGAGAGAGAAUUCAGCCCCUGCUAGAUGAGGCACAGAUUGGAAAGUCCAGGAACAGGAUCAGCCCCUCUCUGAGAAAUCGGCUGUCUGAGCAGGCUGCAGAGAGGGCAGCAGAGACUGCCAAGCAGCUGAGUGAUGCCCUGCUGGAAGAUCUUUUAGAGGACACUGCACGGGUGGUGUGUGAAGCUGAGACAGACAGACGGCUGGAGGGCAUGGCCCAGUGUAGGCUGCAGGCGCCCACCCUGGAGAGUAUGCUGCUUCGUAUGGAGGAGAUACAGAAGGAUCAGGAGGAAGUGAGGAGACGGUUUGCUUCUAUCACCUAUUCAGACUCUAUUUACUGCGACGAGCCAGGAGCAGCAGGAACCCAGUGGCAUGCUCUGGGCUCAAGGCCAGCCGCUCCACAGCCAAUUAGACUUACCAGGCCAGUGCUAGAGCAGACCUCUGCAGUUGAUAUUGUCCUAGAAAAACCGGUGGAGACUGGUUUUCUGUCUGAGAACAGCCUAAUAGAAGACGCAUCCCAAGAUGAGCAGCAGCCAAGAAACAACACCGUGUUCCCGGGCCCAGUGGAGAGAAGCAGGGGGACUGUUAUCUCUGUGCCAGGCAGCAUGCUGGGUAACAUCCGGCGGUACCGGGAAGACUACGAGGCCUACCUGCGUGUUGUGGCUCAUGAGGCUGUUGGAAGCUUCAACCCCUGGGCCAUCGCAAACAGCCUGGCAGAGGAGCUGCUGUCGGAGGCUCUGGCUGACGUGGCGGCAGAGUUUCAGGACGUUGUGGAGGAGUACGCCGAGGCCGUCUUCACUUCAGAGUUUCUUCAGCCGAUCCAGUCGCCUCCUGGUCCAGCUGCAAAAUUGGUCAGCCAGUAGGAUGUUACAAGCAUCUUGGAUGUAGCAGUUUCUUACUGAUUACUAUAAUAAGGUAUUUAUUUUGGUGGAGAAUCUGCAUUUUCAGACCAGGUUCAUUUUGUUGAAAAGGGACUAUGAUUCUUUUAUUUUUCUAUAGUUUUGCAAGUUUCACAAGCAGUUAUUUCAUGUUCGAAUGGAACUCUUAUUUUGUUAAUACACGCAGAUCUGAAAACGUGUAGAUAGAUCACUACUUUGAUGUGGCAACAUAUGACUUUAUUUAAUUGGGAUUGUAGAUAUUUUUUAAUGACGCUACAGCAGAUGAGAUUGUUGAAUUGCACGUGGAGCAUUAGUCACAUUACUCUUUAUGGUCCAUCUGUAUCUGUGAUUGAAUUCCUCUGGGAAAGUUAGUUUAGUUUAGAUAAACCUGGAGAGACCAUCAUGACAUUACAGAGGAUUAUAAGAUUACCGCCCUCCCCUUGCACUGGUUUUAAAUCUCCCUGAGGAUUACUCACACUUUCUAUUUUCAUGUUGGAAUAUGGAAAUAAAUUAAUUGCAUACGGUCUCUACCAAAUUGAUGCAGGAUAAGAUCAUGCGUUUAAUCUACUGUAGCAUGAUUUCCUCCUUUGCUUUAAUUGCUAAAUAAAGGGUGUAAACACAGUAAAGGGCUUUAUUUCCACUCACUGGUUAAUGUAUAACACCAGUAAGUUAUAUCGACUGUGACGAGAUACAGGACAGGAGAGGUAAGAGUAACGUGUGUGGACAUGAAGUCUUUUCUUUUUAGGGUUUAUUUUUUAUUUUAUUUUCAAUACAUUUCUUAAUUUCUGUUCAUUUUUGUCACAGAGCCAGAUAAAAUAUGCCCCCCUAAUAAAUAUACUGUUGGUACUGACCAACUAAAUCCUGCAUAAUCAUGGUGAUAAGUGUCAGUUCUGCAUGCAAAAUAAAACAGACCUGGCAGACAAAGAAAAUGUCUGGGUCCCUGGAGCACUACAUGAAAGCCAUGAAGACAGAGCAGAGGGGACACAUCCAGAUGUUGCGCUGGCCUGCGGGGACCAGCCUUUGACAGGGGACAUACAGUGACUGAAUGAAUUAGUUCACAUUGAAUCAGCUGGCCCUAUUUUCUCUCAGGCUGGGUUGUGUGUGGGCGUCUGAAUACGUGCAGGCUUUCACACGCUCGAGCACAGUGCAAAUUUCUUCUUUUUCGAUCUAGGACAAAUAGAACUCGGUAGUCUCUAUAAGCAAGCGGAGUGUUGUUGUCUUCACACUGACA
Molecule: messenger RNA, 4506 nt
Organism: Xiphias gladius (swordfish)
Lineage: Eukaryota; Metazoa; Chordata; Actinopteri; Istiophoriformes; Xiphiidae
Product: KIAA0753 ortholog
Exons: 18
Coding region: 642-3260 (872 amino acids)
Biological process (GO): centriole replication; protein localization to centrosome
Cellular component (GO): centriolar satellite
Source: RefSeq, a predicted model, not a curated record